AUGGCUACUACAGCCACCAAGGUCGGCCAUGGCCUUGCAAAGGUCCUUGGUAUCGACCUGCACUACCGCAACGAGACUGGAUCGGACCGUAUCACACGAGGAGAGAGCGUUUUCUCUAUCGACUCUGCCGACUCGUAUGUCGAACAUGAGCCUACUGCGUGGGAAUGGAUAUGCCACAUCACACCGAGCGGUCGCGAAUGGCUUGAGUAUUUCUGGAGUCUAUUCCCGUUCGUCCACUGGAUAUCGCGGUACAAUUUGCAGUGGCUUACAGGAGAUCUUGUGGCUGGUAUCACUGUCGGUGCCGUGGUCGUCCCUCAAAGUAUGGCUUACGCCAAACUGGCUCAGCUCCCUGUCGAAUUUGGACUCUACUCAUCGUUCAUGGGUGUGCUGAUCUACUGGUUCUUUGCUACCUCGAAGGAUAUCACCAUCGGCCCUGUUGCGGUCCUUUCAACUGUCACUGGAAAUGUGAUUUUGAGGGCCGAGGAAAGGCUACCCGGUGUCCCAAGAGAUAUUGUUGCAUCUUCGCUGGCCAUCGUCUCGGGCGCCAUCGUCCUAUUCCUGGGUUUGAUUCGAUUGGGCUGGAUCGUUGAUUUGAUUUCCCUACCUGCCAUAUCUGCAUUCAUGACCGGAUCCGCAAUCAACAUUGGAGUCGGCCAGUUUCCCGCUUUAAUGGGCAUAAAAAAUGUCUCGAACCGAGAGGCAACCUACAAGGUUAUCAUCAACUCACUUAAGCACCUAGGCUCAACAGACAUCAAUGCUUCAUUUGGAUUGACAGCCCUCUUCCUUUUGUACUUGAUCCGGUUUACCUGCAAUCAGCUUGCAAAACGCUUCCCAAGCCGGGCGAAGACUUUUUUCUUCCUUAACACUCUGCGAACGGCCUUUGUCAUUCUACUCUACGUUCUAUUCAGUUAUCUGGCCAACCGUCACCACAAGGCCAAUGGAACAAAGCCAAAGAUUACCACUCUCGGGUGA
Molecule: messenger RNA, 972 nt
Organism: Parastagonospora nodorum SN15
Lineage: Eukaryota; Fungi; Ascomycota; Dothideomycetes; Pleosporales; Phaeosphaeriaceae
Exons: 3
Coding region: 1-972 (323 amino acids)
Biological process (GO): transmembrane transport
Cellular component (GO): membrane
Molecular function (GO): secondary active sulfate transmembrane transporter activity
Source: RefSeq, a predicted model, not a curated record